AUGAUGCUAUCAUAUUUACAUAGUCAUAUUCAAAACAAAACACGUGAAUCAAAUAUUUAAUAAUAUAAGAUCUAGCCAAUUAUACCUGUUGCAUAAAUUGAAAAAUACAGAAUAACAAAAAAAUAAAAAACCAAAACUUCAAAAGGAAAAGUAUAUUUUUAUCUUAUAUAUUUAAAGUAAAAAGAUGAAUAUUAAUGUGAUACUUGCUCAUUUUCAUUUACGUUGGACAGUUAAGAACAAUGA
Molecule: messenger RNA, 243 nt
Organism: Paramecium pentaurelia
Lineage: Eukaryota; Ciliophora; Oligohymenophorea; Peniculida; Parameciidae
Source: the annotation of a GenBank genome assembly